This is a messenger RNA of Paramacrobiotus metropolitanus, 1194 nucleotides long. Its product is annotated as BTB/POZ domain-containing protein 3-like. Bases 1 to 1194 code for a protein of 397 amino acids. Gene Ontology annotation, molecular function: protein binding. The record is from RefSeq and is a predicted model, not a curated record. The transcript has 10 exons. Lineage: Eukaryota; Metazoa; Tardigrada; Eutardigrada; Parachela; Macrobiotidae.
AUGAGUGACGUGCAGUUCGCAGUGGGUCGGGAUUAUGGAGCCCAGAAAACGUUUCCUGCCCACAAGGUGAUCAUGGGUGUCCGCAGCGCUGUAUUCCAUACGAUGUUCUAUGGUAGUCUGCCCGAUAACUGCAAAACUCCCAUCGACAUUCCAGAUGUUCCUCCCGACGCCUUCGAGAAUAUGCUUAGCUACAUCUACACCGAUGCCGUGAAGGAUUUCACCCUGGACAACGUUUUCCAUACGCUGAAGUGCGCUGACAAGUAUGACUUGCCAUUGCUGGUAGCUCAGUGCACUGAAUUCGUCAUGGGCAAGCUCAACGUCAACAACUGCCUGGCGAUUAUUGAUAAUGCGAUGCACUAUGCCGGCGCUGCACCGAGCAUCCUGGAACAGUGUUUACGCCUGGUUGACGAAUCAGCGAAAACUGUCUGGGAAGCGAAGCACUUUAGUAAAAUCGGAGAAGAGGCACUGCGCAUCAUCCUGCAACGGGAUACUCUGACAGCAAACGAACACACCAUUUUAUCCUCUGUUAACAUGUGGGCUAUGGUCAUGUGCUUACGAAGGAAGCUCAAAAACACUUCAGCUGCUAAUCGACGUGAAGUGUUGGGCCAGGCGUUGUUUCUCAUCCGAUUUCCGCUUCUGACCCAUGCCCAGCUGUUAGAUGGACCCAUCGCGAACGGUUUGCUGCUGCAAUCCGAAGGAAUGGACAUCUUCCGCUACAAGCACGCUACGAUCAAACCGGAGUUGCCGUUCUCAACGAAGCCCCGACAAAAUAUACGCGCUAAGGCCGUGAUUAACUAUACGGUUCCCGAUGUGAGGAAGCUUAAGGAGAAGGCUAUGUUCAGCGAGCCAGUAACAGUCAGGAAGCUGCUUUGGAGCGUCCAAGUUAACCACAACACUAAAGAGGGUUUUCCGGCACUUAGCCUUUUUCUGGUGUGUGAUGGCUAUCCGGAAUCCGAACCUUGGUCGUGUCAAAUUAAUGCAGAACUUCGCCUGCUGCCAUGGACAACAGGAACUGCAGCUGUUAAUAGACAAAUUUCUCGAUUGUUCGAUAAGGAUACGAACAGCUGGGGUUGGUCAGAAUAUAUCUCUAUGGAGAAUUUACUGAACCCGGCGCGGGGCUACGUUAAUCCGAGUGACUUCUCCUUGAAACUGCAAGUCGAGCUGUCCGCUAAUCUUCCUACUGGAAUUGAGUGA